Molecule: messenger RNA, 2492 nt
Organism: Chelonia mydas (Green sea turtle)
Lineage: Eukaryota; Metazoa; Chordata; Testudines; Cheloniidae
Gene: DESI2
Product: desumoylating isopeptidase 2
Exons: 5
Coding region: 423-1001 (192 amino acids)
Biological process (GO): protein deubiquitination
Molecular function (GO): deubiquitinase activity
Source: RefSeq, a predicted model, not a curated record
CCCGCCGCGCUGCAUGCCGGGAGUUGGCCUCUAGACUCCGUGGAGGAUGGGGGCGGGCUCGGGCUGCUCCAUUUUGUCCCCAUUGGAGGGUCGGCCAGGCCGCGCGCGGGCGGAUUCCGGCGCUGCCCUGCCCCUGCCUGCCUAAGAAGCCGGGGUGGGGCUCGAGCGGGAGGCGGUGCCGUAGCCAAGCCCCGUCCCAGCCGCAGCCCCGAGUCCCGGCUUCUCCCCUCUGCCUGCCGCGGGGCGAGCGUCUCUCCCGGGGGCGAGGCCCCGUCUCCCCGCGGCAGCGGCUCCAUGGUGCCUGCAGUAACAGGCAGGACGCGGAGGAGGCGCCCCCCGGGGGUCCCGCCCGCCCCAGCUCCGGGCGCCCCGCGGCCGCCGGCCUGACAGGCCCCAGCGCCAGGCGCGGCGGCGGCGGGAGGAUGGCGGGCCAGCUGGUGAUCCUCAACGUGUACGACAUGUAUUGGAUGAAUGAAUACACCUCCUCCCUUGGAAUUGGAGUAUUCCAUUCAGGAAUAGAGGUAUAUGGCAGAGAAUUUGCUUAUGGUGGUCAUCCUUAUCCUUUUUCUGGAAUAUUUGAAAUUUCUCCGGGAAAUGCUGCUGAACUAGGAGAAACAUUUAAAUUUAAAGAAGCUGUAGUUCUAGGCAGUACUGACUUCAUGGAAGAUGACAUAGAAAAAAUUGUAGAAGAGCUUGGAAAAGAAUUUAAAGGAAAUGCCUAUCACUUAAUGCACAAAAACUGUAAUCAUUUUUCUUCAGCUUUAUCAGAGAUUCUAUGUGGGAAAGAGAUUCCACGUUGGGUGAAUCGCCUCGCCUAUUUCAGCUCUUGUAUACCAUUUCUCCAAAGCUGCCUACCGAAGGAAUGGCUUACUCCUGCAGCUCUUCAAUCUAGUGUCAGCCAGGAACUACAGGAGGAGCUGGAGGAAGCCGAGGAUGCUGCAGCAGCUUCCCUGUCAAACUCUGCAUCGGGAUCUAGGACUGGACGCCACACCAAACUAUAAAUCUCUCUCCAAAGUAACACAUAAUUCUAAACACUUCAGUUGAAUAUCUCCAGCAAUUGACUUCAUUACUCAAAAUUAGAGAGCUGACUUUAACAUUCCUUUUGUAUGAAAAAUGGCUCUCUCCACCUCCAAGACCCAGUUAUUUCAGCUCAGGAUUAUAUAUGUAGUGAAAAGAAUCACUGGGAGAUAGGGGAAGACAUUUGUGUGAAGCCACUCUUUUUUUCACUUUCACCUGUUCUAUGAACUUGAAUUUACAUAACAGAUCUUGUAUAAAACAACUGAAAUUAUUUGUUUACAGUAUUGUGUACUGCUGUUUACAAGUCCUGUGUGGACUCCUGCCACCAUGAAAGAAGAGAAACUCUGAGCUCAGUUCAUUCCUGGUGUAACUCAAAAGGGCAGUGGAGUCACACCAGUGAUAAAUUUUGUCCAGUGUCUUCAUGAAUUAGGAAGGUAAACUUCCUCCACUUCUGACAGUUGCCAGAGAUAAAUAUAGCAGAAAUGGUUAAGUACUGUAUAUGUGAACAGGGUACCAUACAUUUAGAGUGGUUGAUAUAAAAAGGUAGAUUGGCUUAGUGUGUAACAAACUGUUACUAGAAGUAUGACCUCCACAUUAAAGUGUGGAGUUUUGCACAUAUGAGGGGAGAGUUUGUGUAACUACAAUCCGCGUUGUGUUUACACAUCUGAUCCAUAGCAUCAUAUUUCAAUCAUAUAGUCAUUACAUUUCUAAAAGGUGCCCCAUAUUCGUCUUUAUUUUAAAUUCUGUUUGAGUAGAGAUGUAGAAUCAUUUUGAGUAUCACCAGUUCAAACUGUCACACAUCAGGUCACACUGUCUGGUUUAUUUAAUUUAAAAUGUGGAACAAUAGGAUUAAGAACACUAGUACUUUGAAUUGGUUUGUAUGCUUCAUGUAACAUUGGACAGUAAUACAUAACACAUGGAUGGGUUGGGAAUGGCCAUACUUCCCUUACUCAUGAUUGCUUUAUUUGAAUUCUGUAACCAUUCCUAACUCAUGAAAACAAAAUAUGAAUUAUUCCCUGCUAGAUACUCAUACUUCCAUACACACACGGUAAGGAGAAGUUGAUUUUAUUCAUUAUCUCCAUCUGUGGCAUUAACUUUGUCAUAUGCAUUGAAGAUUACAUACACCUACGUAUACACACGGCAGAACUCCACUAAUCUGCAUGUGGUGUUACUCCCGUCUCAAGUUGGCAGAUGUAAUAAUUAUUUUAGAAAAUGACAGACUCUUGCUGGUACAUCAUGGAUUAUAAUUAAAGCUAAAUUAUAAUUAGUGAUCGGCAUAUGUUAUGGAAUGCCUUAUUCUUUUUAUUGUUCACUUACUGCAUUUUGAACAUUAAUUAGAAACUUGCAGUGGUUCCCCCAGUCACUGGUAUAAAUCAGUGAGGUUCUCCACUCUAUAUAGAAAUACAGUAGCAAAAGAUGGGAGUCUGACUGUUUUUUGUUAGAUUUGUUGCCUUAAGGAACUUUCAGUAAACUAC